Megalobrama amblycephala (Wuchang bream) is the source of this 2097-nucleotide messenger RNA. Its product is annotated as DEP domain-containing mTOR-interacting protein. Gene Ontology annotation, molecular function: protein binding. The coding region runs from base 570 to 1781 and encodes 403 amino acids. Gene Ontology annotation, biological process: intracellular signal transduction. NCBI's taxonomy places the organism in Eukaryota, Metazoa, Chordata, Actinopteri, Cypriniformes, Xenocyprididae. The transcript is spliced from 9 exons. The record is from RefSeq and is a predicted model, not a curated record.
AAACUAUCGGUAUCGUUAUCGGUAUCAUCAGAUAUCACUCGGCUAUCGGUAUCGGUGGAGAAAUUUAGUAUCGUAGUUAAAACACCUAACUGGAAGCAAUUUUGAGAUGAGCCAUAAGUUAAGAUGGUAUUUGGGCCCAAAGAUUAUCUCAGGUUGGAAGAUCCUCAGAAAACUCAUGGUGUAUGUUUCUCUGGUAACUCUUUUACUGACACCAUGUGGCCUUUGUGUGAAACUGCUGAUAUGUUUUCAAAUAUGUGAUAAUGUAGGUAAUUUUUACAUUUACAAAUGAACAGUUAAGACAGCAUCAGUGCAUCUGCUUUUAAAUGUUUUGUCUGGAGAAGGUUGGUCGUAAGAUCACCCUAAACUUGGGAAAAUAUUUAAAGUUCUUGUGACAAAGAGAGUGAGUGAGAGAGAGAGCGAGAGAGAGAGAGAGAGAAUAUAUUUGUAUACACAACAUUUCAAAGCAUUGAAAAACUGGUGCCUCUGUUCACUGGAUAUUUAGUAAACACAAAAGCACCAAUAAAGCGAAGGAAACAAGUGCACAAAAGCAGAGCCUUGACAGAACAUUCAUGGAGCUACUGGGAAACAUUCAAAGUACAAUGAUGACAAGACACCAAAAAGCUGAGGUAAUGAUUGCCGGAGAACAGCUAAGAUUACGACUACAUGAUAGCAAGUUGAUUAAGGACCACAGACACCAUUUGCGAACGUACCCGAAUUGUUUUGUGGCUCAGGAACUUAUUGAUUGGCUGAUUGCUCAUAAAGAAGUGCCUGAUCGAGAGACUGCUGUCCAGCUCAUGCAGCACCUCAUGGACCACGAUAUCAUUCAUCACGUGUGUGAUAAAUGGCCAGUGUUCAAAGACGCCAAAUACUUGUACAGAUUCAGAAAGGAUGAUGGCACAUUUCCUUUCAACAUAGAAGUUAAGAUCUUCAUGCGUGGACAGAGGCUGUAUGAAUAUCUGAUUACAAGCAAAGACUCCAUCUUACAGCUGAGACAGGAAAAGGGAGUGGCUUAUGAACGUUCUUUCCCUGGUUACAUGUUAAUUGAUUGGCUGCUACAGAAUGGUGAAAUAGAGAGUCGACGACAAGGACUAGAUCUCUGUAAGGCCCUACUGGAGCAUGAUAUCAUUCAGCAUGUCUCUCUGAAGCACCACUUUUUUGACAGCGGGCUGCUGUAUCAAUUCUGUAUUAACUUUCGCCGGCGGCGCCGUCUCUCUGAACUGUUGCAUGAGACAGAGAAUGAAGAGGUUGAAUGUAUAACACAGCAUAACCAAGAAGACCAGGCUGACAGUCCCUUCACACUGCGUAAAGCUUCUCCAUCUGAGAGACACAGUGACUUCUUAUCUGUUCAGCCUGCUGAUUUAAAUGUGCCUACAAAUGGACGCCGUGGAAGUUUGACCCACCAGCAACUCAGUUCAUGUGGACACCCACUCACUGUUUCUCUUACUGCUGCUCUUGCAGUACGAUGCAAUCCAACAUCAGUGCUGAAAAGACAUGUAACCUGUGAGGAGCUGUUAUCUCCAGGUGCUCCUUAUGUAAAAAGAGUUCUUACGAUCCUCGGUGAUGACCUAGGCUGGGGCUUUGUAGUACGGGGAAAAUCACCUUGUUAUGUUCAGGCAGUGGAUCCUGGAAGCCCUGCUGCGGCAGCAGGAGUUAAGGUGCGCCAGUUUGUGUGCCGAGUGAAUGGGCGCAGUGUGCUUCACCUCGACUAUCGUACCCUCUCAAAGCUGGUGAUGACUGGACCCCGUUUUGUUACUUUGGAAGUGAUGCAACCACUGGAUUAAUUCAGCAUAGAUGGAAUUAAAUAAUGUAUACAUUUGAAAUGAGUCACUAUGCGUAGUACUAGGAUGAAGGAUGUGCAAUAUUUUCCCCUCCUUAUAUCAUGUAACUCUUCCAAUAUAUUAAUAUGACAUAAUGAUUUUUUUUGUUUAUUAUUUUGAGGUUAAAAUAAAGAAGUCAUUACUAAAAUCAUAUAAAUCUAGCUCCAUGUCUGAUUGGAGUUUUGGUUUUACACAGUCUAGUGGGACAUGUCCUCCCCAGUAUUCAAAUUAGUGGUCAUCCAAUAUGUAGGCUAUAUUUCACUAGUUCAUCCUUAAAGGU